This is a messenger RNA of Punica granatum (pomegranate), 1530 nucleotides long. The record is from RefSeq and is a predicted model, not a curated record. Lineage: Eukaryota; Viridiplantae; Streptophyta; Magnoliopsida; Myrtales; Lythraceae.
UUCCUUAUCCCCAGCUCACUGUCCGCUUAGAUUUCUCGGGCCCCACAUCUUUGCCACGUCACUCCCUAUCACCCUCCAGAGCUCCGCUUCCUGACCGCUCAAUGUCAUCCAUGAACUGAUCUGGACGCCGAUAUCCGUCCACCAUCCGCCAUGGAAGCUCUGCUCCCCAGCAAAUCGUCCCUCUCCCGCCUCAAGAUCGCUCCGGCCCUCACACUCUCUCCUCUCUUCUCCCACUCCCUCCGUCUCAAGCCGGCCCACAGGCCCAGCUUCGCCGCCCUCGCGAUCCAGAACCCGGAGAAGAAGCUCGAGGAAUCAGAGUCGCCGGCGCCCGCCCCGACGUUCUUUCAGGACCAGAAGGUGGCCGCCGCCGACGAUGAGUCGUUCGGAGAAGUCGAUAAGAUCAUCGGCAGCAGAGCCCUGGAAGGUGGGACCGGCAUGGAGUACUUGAUCGAGUGGAAGGACGGCCACGAGCCAUCGUGGGUCCCGUCGGACUUCAUUGCUAAGGACGUCGUGGCGGAGUACGAGACUCCGUGGUGGACCGCGGCCAAGAAGGCCGACGAGGCUGCCCUCCGCGGGCUUAUCGAGGCCAAAGACGGCCGUGACGUGGACGCUGUCGAUGGGGAUGGCCGGACAGCACUCCUCUUCGUUGCGGGGCUCGGUUCGGAGCCCUGCGUCCGGCUCCUGGCCGAGGCAGGUGCCAACCUGAACCACCGGGAUAACAGCGGAGGCUUCACGGCCCUCCACAUGGCAGCUGGUUACGUGAAGCCGGGGGUGGUGAAGCUUCUGGUGGAGCUCGGCGCGGACUCAGAGGUGGAAGACGACCGCCGCCGCACGCCGCUGGACCUCGCCAAGGAAAUCCUGAAGGUGACCCCGAAGGGGAACCCGAUGCAAUUCGCGAGGAGGCUGGGGCUGGAGGCGGUGGUCAGGGAGCUGGAGGCGGUGGUGUACGAGUACGCGGAGGUGGAGGAGAUACUGGAGAAGAGGGGCAAGGGGAAUAACCUGGAGUACCUGGUGCGGUGGAAGGAUGGCGGGGAGAAUGAGUGGGUGAAAGCGGCUUUCGUCGGCGAGGACCUUAUUGGGGACUUCGAGGCGGGGCUGGAGUAUGCCGUGGCGGAGGAGGUGGUGGCCAAGAGGGUUGGCAAUGAAGGGAAGAUGGAGUACCUCGUGAGAUGGACGGACAUCGAGGAUGCCACGUGGGAGCCUGAGGAGAAUGUCGACCCCGAUCUGAUCAGGGAGUUUGAGGAGUCGAGUCAACAAGGGCAAGAAGCGAACGGACAAAGUCAAGGUCGACCGAGGAGUGACGAUAAUGGCUCAUUGUGACUUGAUUUUUGUACACGAGAAAUCUAGUUGGUGUUUCAUUAUACCACAUGAUUAGAUAGGAUUGUCGACGGAUCUCUCUUUGUAAUGUAGAGGGGUUUGAUCAUGUAAUGCAGAACACGAGCCAGUCCCUAUUUGUAUGACUGUAUCAUUAGAAAAAUAUGAACAGUGGUUCUCGAGCAAUCAUUUUUAUCCUCACUUUCGUUCCCUUUA